Messenger RNA from Notechis scutatus (mainland tiger snake), 981 nucleotides. Its product is annotated as olfactory receptor 4S2-like. Gene Ontology annotation, molecular function: G protein-coupled receptor activity; olfactory receptor activity. Gene Ontology annotation, biological process: G protein-coupled receptor signaling pathway. The record is from RefSeq and is a predicted model, not a curated record. Lineage: Eukaryota; Metazoa; Chordata; Lepidosauria; Squamata; Elapidae. Gene Ontology annotation, cellular component: membrane.
AUGGACUUCCUAUCCAUGACAUUCCACCCAAACAAUGUGACUGAAUUUAUCCUCUUUGGCCUCAUGCAAAAUGAAGAAACCCAGAAAAUAUGCUUUGUCCUGUUUCUGUUCUUCUAUUUAAUCAUUGUGUUGGGCAACCUUCUCAUAGUAAUCACUAUAAUCUUCAGCACCCACUUGAUGUCUCCCAUGUAUUACUUCCUCAGUUACUUAUCCUUUGUGGACAUCUGCUAUUCCUCAGUUACAGCUCCCAAAAUGAUUUCAGAUUUUCUUCUGGAAAGAAAAACCAUCUCAUUUAUUGGCUGCAUAGCUCAGCUCUUUGGAGUCCAUUUCUUUGGCUGCACAGAGAUCUUCAUUCUUACAGUGAUGGCCUAUGAUCGGUACAUUGCGAUUUGCAAACCACUCCAUUAUACCACCAUUAUGACUAGGCGAGUCUGUGGGCAGAUGGUAGCAGCUUCUUGGGUUGGAGGGUUUCUGCACUCCUUGGUGCAAACUCUUGUCACCACCCAGCUUCCUUUUUGUGGGCCCAAUGAAAUUGACCAUUAUUUUUGCGAUGUCCACCCUCUACUGAAACUGGCCUGUACAGAUACCUAUAUAGUUGGCAUCAUAGUGGUUGCAAACAGUGGGAUGAUUGCUUUAAGCUGCUUCCUCAUCUUAGUGGUGUCAUAUAUUGUAAUCUUGGCCUCCUUGAGAUCUCAUUCUUCUGAAGGACGUCGUAAGGCUCUUUCUACUUGUGCUUCCCAUGUCACAGUAGUAAUUUUAUUUUUUGGACCAUGUACCUUUACUUAUAUACGCCCUUCUAGCAACUUCUCAGAAGAUAAGACAGUAGCUUUGUUUUAUACGGUUAUCACCCCGAUGCUGAACCCAUUAAUCUACACAUUAAGAAAUUCAGAGAUGAAGAAUGCCAUUAAAAAAUUAUGGAGCAAAAAAUGUUUUCAACAGAAAAAACAAAUUUGUAAACAGAACAUGCAUAGAAAUAAUUAA